This is a messenger RNA of Sungouiella intermedia, 1536 nucleotides long. The record is from the annotation of a GenBank genome assembly. Lineage: Eukaryota; Fungi; Ascomycota; Pichiomycetes; Serinales; Metschnikowiaceae.
AUGGAUCCUACUUUAAGCAAAGAGAAGCCUCAUUUUGAGGUUCUGGAGGCCGUCAGCUCAUCCAGUGAUGUUGAUGAUUUCUCCGAUGUGGACAAGAAGAAGGUAUUGCGCAAGGUCGAUAUCGGUAUCCUCCCAUUAUUUUCCCUUUUGUAUCUUUUAUCGUUCAUAGAUAGAACAAACAUUGGAAACGCCAAGGUUGAGGGCAUAGCUCAGGAUUUGAACCUUGUUGGAAACCAGUUCAAUAUGGUUUUGUUGAUCUUCGGUGUAACAUACACCUUGUUCGAGAUCCCCAGUAAUAUGAUCUUGAGAAGAGUCAAUCCACGUAUCUUUCUUCCUGCAACAAUGGUGCUUUGGUCCAUAGUUAUGACUCUCAUGGGUACCGUUCGCAACUAUGCCCAGUUGAUGGUGACCAGAGCACUUCUUGGUGUUUUCGAGGCUUCUCUUUUUCCAGGAAUGUCGUUCAUGUUGUCCAUGUACUACUCAAAGAGUGAAGUUUUGAUUCGUCAAACUCUUUUUUUCUCUGCUGCAUCCAUGGCAGGUGCUUUCAGUGGUUUAUUGGCAGCUGGAAUUUCUCAGAUGGAUGGCUUGGGUGGUUAUGAAGGCUGGAGAUGGAUUUUUAUCUUGGAGGGCUUGGCCACAUUUGUGGUGGCAUUCUUUGCCUUCUUUGUUUUCCCUAUGCACCCAGAAAAGUGCUCGUUCUUGACCCCUAGAGAGCGUGAAUACGUUCUUCACAAGGUCAAGUACUCGUCCAACACUGACGGACAGAAAAUGGGAAAGAAACUGGACAAUGACGAAAGUCAGAUGGUACGUGCCGACAUGGGCGAGGAUGACUCUAAUUCUAGACACUAUGUAUGGGCUGUGUUCAAAGACUGGCAGUCUUGGUGUAUGCUUAUGAUCUAUUAUGGUGUCUGUGCUCCCGUCGCUGGUAUGUCUAUCUUCACACCUAUCAUCAUCAGCGGAUUUGGUCACUCAAAUACAAAGACGCAGCUUAUGGCUGUUCCAGUGUUUAUUGUGGGUACUAUCUUUGGUAUCCUUCAGUCGUUCGCCUGCAGCAGGGUGGGAUUAAGAUCUCCUUUCUUGAUAUUCAACUUCAUUUGCAUGGCAAUUGGAUACACCAUUUGCAUUGCCUUUGAUGUCAGAACACACACAAGCGCAGUUUACGCAGCAUUAUUUGUCAUUUCUCUCGGUGCAUACCCUGCAUUCCCCGUGGUAGUGAUUUGGUUUUCCAAUAACUUGUCUGGUGCUUACAAGAGAGCGGUGGGUAUGGCCUUCCAGAUCAGUUUUGGUCAGCUUGCAACUGUAUACGCAUCCAACUUCUACAGGGAGAAAGAUUUCCCUCAAUUCACUUUGGGUCACUCUUUGGAGCUUGGAUUCAUCUUAGUUGGGUUGCUCUUUGUGAUCAUUUGUUUGUGUGGAUACAGUUACUGCAAUGCAAAAAGAAGGAAGGAUUUGGCUGCUGGUAAGUACGACUCCUUCACUGACGAAGAUUUCAGACGGAUGGGUGAUAAGAGUCCACACUUCGUUUACCGUCUCUGA